AUGAGGAGGUCCACGGCUCUCAUGGCGGCGGCGGCGCUGCUGUUUCUGGUGUCGUCGCUGUCGGUGGCGUACAUGUCGGCCGUAGCGUACGGUGAGAGGAGCGACGAGGUGGAGACCCGCAGGAUGUUCAGGGACUGGAUGGCCAAGAACAAGAAGACUUACAGCUCCAUCGACGAGGAGGAGCACCGGUACGCGGUGUUCAAGGAAAACCGCCACCGCUUCGACAAGCAAAACGCCGCUGCCGACGCCGCCGGGGUUCUCAUCCACUUGGGCCUCAACGUCUUCGCUGACCUCACCGACGAGGAGCUCCGCUCAUUGCACACCGGGUGCGCGCACGGGGGAAUUGAAGCUCAUCACCAGAACCUGGCCGCCGACAACAAGUACUCCCUCGACUGGAGGAAUAUAUUUCGUUGGGGGUUUCCAGGUGGCCGAGGUCAAGCGGUUUCCAGGUGA
Molecule: messenger RNA, 453 nt
Organism: Miscanthus lutarioriparius
Lineage: Eukaryota; Viridiplantae; Streptophyta; Magnoliopsida; Poales; Poaceae
Source: the annotation of a GenBank genome assembly